AUGGCAGCUUCUUCUUCUAACACUGCGGGACAACCCAAGCAUGUUCCUCGAAAUGCUUCUGAUGAACGUGAUCCUGUUGCAUCCGGCCAACAAGUAAGUGUUUUUGAUGGCUUAAUAAUACCCCCACCUGAUUCUGUUUGUACUUCUGCGGAAUCCUCAUCCAGAAGGAAACGACUGCCUUAUGAUAUCUUCAUAAAUCAUCAUGGAGGAGAUGCCAAACAUAAGAUAGGAAACAGUAUCUACAGAUCUUUAGAUGCUACUGGACUGAGAGUAUUUUUAGAUAAAGAUGAGCUAACGCCUAGGGAUUUCUUUCCUAGAGCUCUAGAAGAAGCAAUGCGUAGUGCGUCACUCCAUAUAGCUAUUUUUUCUGAGCAUUAUGCGGAAUCACCCUGGUGUUUAGCCGAACUGGCAUUUAUGUUGGGAACUGGCACAAAAAUUAUCCCCAUUUUCUAUCGUGUUGAGCCGUCUACUUUAAGAUGGGCGGUGCAAGGAAAAGGAAGCUAUGCAGAUGCCUUGUCUAAGCAUGAAAUGAAAAGCAGCAAUACUGUGAGUCAUGUAUUGAAACGGGCACUUGAAAUCAUUUCAUUUUCGAUUGCCAACAUCACUAAUAGUUAA
Molecule: messenger RNA, 615 nt
Organism: Cryptomeria japonica (Japanese cedar)
Lineage: Eukaryota; Viridiplantae; Streptophyta; Pinopsida; Cupressales; Cupressaceae
Product: toll/interleukin-1 receptor-like protein
Exons: 2
Coding region: 1-615 (204 amino acids)
Biological process (GO): signal transduction
Source: RefSeq, a predicted model, not a curated record